Messenger RNA from Caenorhabditis remanei, 819 nucleotides. RefSeq lists its product as uncharacterized. NCBI's taxonomy places the organism in Eukaryota, Metazoa, Nematoda, Chromadorea, Rhabditida, Rhabditidae. The record is from RefSeq and is a predicted model, not a curated record. The transcript is spliced from 7 exons. The coding region runs from base 1 to 819 and encodes 272 amino acids.
AUGAUAAUUGCUGUCCACUGUUUCUCCAUUUUAUUGCAUUGUAUCGGAAGAAUUAUUCAACAUUCGUCGGAUUUAUAUUUGUGGUUGGCUCCGCUACCAGUUUGUGAUAAACGACAAUUCUUCGGGAUAUGCGUCGUAUCUCGUAGUUUAUUCACUUUUGGAGUAUAUUGUUCUAGUUUCACAACUGUAUUCAUGGCAAUCGAAAGGACCAUUGCGACAAAUUUAUCUAGAAAAUACGAAAAUAGAAAGUCUAAAUAUGGAGUUUUUCUUGUUGGGUCACAGAUACUGCUCAGUUUGUUGAUUUUUUUUUUCUUAUUUUUCGGCGGUGACUUACCAGACCGCCCUGUGUACUGCAUGUUUUAUAGCCGGAAGAAUUUCUCGACAAUUGUUGAAAUUGUGACUAUAACGUCUAAUAUCUUUUCUUUCGCCCAGUGCUACAGAUUGUAUAAUAUCAACAUGACUCUUCGUACAACCAACGCAGUGACAAAUUUAAGUCAGAAAUAUCAGAUUGAAGAAAACAAAACUCUGAUUCCAAUCUUAUUGAGUUUCACAUCUCUGGAUUUUGUUUUCAUGGUUAUCUAUUUCAUGAGCCUUUUAAUUAUGGAUAUGCUUCGUAUCGUAAAAACAGAUAGUACAUAUUUCGGAUUAUUCGAAUUGAUUCAAUGUGUUCCAGUAUAUGCAAUUGUAGUGAUUUUUGUGAUGUCGAGAGUGAUAAAGAGAAUUCAUCACGAAAAAACAGUUAAACUAAAUGCUGAAGUACAAAUCAAGGACGAGGCUUAUUUCACUUAUCUGAAACAACAAUGGUCUCAUUCCAAAUAG